Brienomyrus brachyistius is the source of this 2660-nucleotide messenger RNA. RefSeq names its product cAMP responsive element binding protein 3-like 3 like (gene creb3l3l). The record is from RefSeq and is a predicted model, not a curated record. Gene Ontology annotation, cellular component: nucleus. Gene Ontology annotation, molecular function: RNA polymerase II cis-regulatory region sequence-specific DNA binding; DNA-binding transcription factor activity, RNA polymerase II-specific. Gene Ontology annotation, biological process: regulation of transcription by RNA polymerase II. The transcript is spliced from 10 exons. NCBI's taxonomy places the organism in Eukaryota, Metazoa, Chordata, Actinopteri, Osteoglossiformes, Mormyridae. The coding region runs from base 138 to 1532 and encodes 464 amino acids.
GUGAUUUCAUCAGGAAGGAAGGCGGUUCCGCUUACAAUACAAGAGAGAAGAGAUCCAGGAACUAAUAACAUACAUAUCUUCUGCGACAUCGUAAAUCCAUUAAAAGUGACGAUAACACACCCGGAUUCUUGUGGCAGAUGUCAGUUCCUGAUGCUUUACCGGAGAUGGACGACACAGACCUCUUCGGUCUGUUCUUAGAUGAAGACCAUGGACCACAUGACCCCUUCUCCGGUGAAGGGAACUUGUACAUUGAGGACUGGCUCUUUGGGCAGGAUAUUCUGAACAGUCAGGAUACAGAGGAUUUCCUUAACAGCCUUCUGGGAGAAGAUGACGCUGCUUUUGUCCAGUCUUUCUCUCCCCCAGGAAGUGACAGUGGCAUCUCCGAUGUGGGCAACCCCCAGUUCCAAAGUCCCAGGAACAGUGACUCGGACAGUGCCCCCUGCCACAGCCCCGGGCUCAUGGGGUUCACCUCCCUGCCGGAGGUAGAGUCGGAGGCCAGCCCCGUGACAAUGGAAGUGAUUCAUGUGGACCACUGCUACUUCCUCCAGCAGGAUCAGCCGCCUGGUGACACCCUGCUGAGCGUGAGGACGGAGCAGCCGGACACCGACGUUUUCAUUGAUGUGGACCCAGGCAACUGGGACACUGAUAGUGUGGUCGAAAUGGACUCUGAUGAACUUCCCUGCACACUGGCCAUAGAGGACCCCACACCAUGCAUUAAAGCAAAUGAGUUCCAGGAAAUCGUUCUGACAGCUGAAGAGAAGAGACUUCUCACAAAAGAGGGUGCCUCCAUACCGACUGACAUGCCCCUCACAAAGGCGGAGGAGAGGACUCUGAAAAGGAUUAGGAGAAAGAUCCGGAACAAGCAGUCUGCGCAGGAAAGCCGAAAAAAGAAGAAGGUUUAUGUGGAUGGGUUAGAGAACAGGGUUGCUGUCUGCACUGCUCAGAAUCAGGAGCUGCAAAAGAAGGUUCAAACCCUGCAGAAACAAAACAUGUCUCUGAUUGAACAGGUGAGGAAACUGCAGUCUCUGAUAAAACUCUCAACCAUGAAGACGAGCACAACCAGCACCUGCCUCAUGGUGUUCCUGUUGUCUUUCUGCCUGAUCAUCUUUCCUUCUGUCAACCCCUUUGGCAGCAGUGGGAAUCAGAAGGAUCUAUAUGCACCCUCAGGAGUAUUGUCAAGAACUAUCCGUUCCAUUCCGGUUGAGGAGGGCUCCUCGCUUCCUCCUCUGGAGUUUGAGGCUGAGGAUAACCUCCUGGUUCUACAAAAUAAGUUCACCAGCAGUCAGAGUCACACUCCAGACUACCAGCAGGUGGAGCAUCCUGAGUCCGAGUCUGGAGUCAACAGCAACUCGUCUUCUGAUUUCCCGACUCCACCAAAGUCCGAGCUGAAGCCGGCCAGCUCCACGGGUGAGAGGCUGCUGGAAACUCCUGUACCGCCCAUUGAGUACCACGUUCCAGGGUCCGACAGAAACUGGAGGGAGCAGAAAUCGAUCACAGUUACCAUCCAGAAGCACCACUCGGAUGAAAUGUAAAAACGAAGAUGUUAACAUUUAUUCUAAAAGCCUCGUUUUUGUGUUUCACCUUGACUUUUAAAUGGAACAGAAAAGUAUCUUCAAAAUGUGGAGAUCAGGGUUGUUCUGGUGGACCUACUGUCCUUUGUAUAUGCACUGCAUUUCCUGUUUCACAAGUUUGUUACUGUUAUUAUCAUUAUUAUUAUUAUUAUUAUGCAUUGUACUUUCUCCAGAAAAAGAGGGCAUUGCAAACAAAAUCAUAUGAAAGAAGUUAAACAUUUAGUUUUGACAGUAAAUUAAGAUUUCAGUGGACGAUCUCAGAUGUGUAAAAUGUUGGGCAUGUAUAAACAAUCCUGUUUCUCUUUACCCUUGUAGCAAAGGAUGAGAAGGCUUCAGCUUGCAGCUAGCUGCUGUGCUGUUCAUGCACUUUUUUAAUAAUGAAAUCCUUUCGCAUAUUUUAAUAGCUUCAAUGUACUUGUCUUUUGAUUUAUUAAGAUAAAGUAUUUCAUUUUUAAUCGGCGAUUGUGAUUUUUCCUUCUUUUUUUUUCCAAGUCUCCUUACAGUUAAGAAGGAUGAAAUGGCUCGAUGCUAAUAUAGUGACAAAAUCAUGAUCUCCCAUCUGACAGCACUGCUCUCACGCAGGUGAUAAACUUAAGCAGAUUAAUUAGCUUGUCUGUGGUACCUGUUGAACAACUGCAACAGAAGGGAAAACCUCCAGAUGAAAUAUUCGUAACUCUAUCUGUCCUGUUCAGCUUUUGCUCUAUUGUUUGUAAUAAUGUCUGUGACUCUUACCCAAAAUCCUCACUUUCUUUGCAGUUCUUCUUCCUGUACAAAUGUAAGCAACUGUUGACUAUAUAAUGCAUUCAGGUGAAGAUGUUAUGAUCUGUUAUGACAGUGAAGCAUUUCUGAAUCGUAUUCAUGCAGUUACAUAAAAAGCCUACUGAUGAAACAUGCUGUUGAUCAGAAUGUAUUCAUGUAUAAAAUGGUAUAAAAAAAUAAUUUUCCCCAUUUUUUUUCUGUACCUGUUUUUUUUUAAGUCAAAUCAAAUGUGUUCUUAGUCCUGUUAAUGAUUUUGUUUUACAUUUUUGCACUUUUGCACAUUUUUUCGUUGAAUGUUAAUAUGCAUUAAAUGCUUUAUCUGUGACGGUA